UUCUUGGAUCCCAAAAGUUUGAAACUUUCAUGGAUUUGUCCUUCUUCUUCUUCCUCCAACUGUUUCUUUCUCACAAGCAAACCCUAGCGAGAUAAUUCCUCCAGCAAAUCCAACUGAAGAUGGCUGAAGAUGAAGAUCAUUAUUGUGAACAACACCUGAUUGGUCCAUUGGAUCACAGUUCGUCAAUGGUUGUCAUCAGAGAAUCGCCAAUUUUCGCCAAGGACGAUGGCGUUGUGUUCCCGCCGAUCUACCAUGAGAAUCUCCAUGUCGCUUCUUCCGUCUAUGGAGUCGAUAGAUACCUCGAAUCUCCGUCGGAAUCCUCGUCUCCGUCAUCUUCGUCGAGACGCUCUGGUUCAUCUUCUUCUUUUUCGUUGUUUCCUUCUGAUUCAGAUGGACAAACGUCACUGACUGCGUUUGAAUUUGACCGGAAGGCUCCGUCGGAAACUGAAGAAAAAUCUCUGCCGUUGUUGUUAAGCGGUGAAUCUCCACCGUCCGAUUCGGGGGAACAGUCGCCAUUUGAACAGAUAUCUCCGCGAUUACCUUCUGAACAAGGCGGCAAGUCUCCACCAUGCGAUUCAGAUGGGAAAUUACUGGGGAAACCAUUGAAUCGUGAAGUUGAUGUCCUCCACGAUUGGUGGGAGCCUCUUCUUGUACGUUUAUACUCCAAGUUGAAGAAUUUGUUGACCUGGUUCUCAAAGACUAUCCGAUCAUUUUAUCCAGUUCUUGCCAUUGCGAUUUGGUGGUGGAUGCGUGUACGAGCUCCUCGGAAACGCGUUAAAGGAGAAAACAUGGAUCAUCUUCGAGAUGUGAUCAAAGAGAGAGACGAGAGGAUAGUUCAGCUUUUGCAUCAACUUGCUCAAAUGAAUGAGUUACUGUUAAAGCACCACAAGGACAUUGUAUCAAGAAGAAGAUGAUCCAUCACAAAUUCAAACCAUUUUAGCUUAUUGAUUCUUUUGUUUCUUGUUUAUAUUAUUUCGCAAGCCACUCUCUUUCUGUAAAAUUCUUCCAUUUUAAUCUCUCAAUUGAGAUAAAGAUGUAAAUUUUCCCAUUGUUACGAGUCAGAGUUACUUCACUUC
Arabidopsis thaliana (thale cress) is the source of this 1076-nucleotide messenger RNA. RefSeq lists its product as uncharacterized. Lineage: Eukaryota; Viridiplantae; Streptophyta; Magnoliopsida; Brassicales; Brassicaceae. The transcript has 2 exons. Bases 120 to 914 code for a protein of 264 amino acids. The record is from RefSeq and is marked reviewed.